UGAUAACAUGCUGCUGUUUGCAGCCUCGCCUCCGCUAGCCUCGGUCAUCCUUUUCCCCCGCCGAUAAACGAGCAGACCUAACGCGGAACUCAACCGAGGGCUAUGGAAGUUUCCUAAAAGGCGAGGCUUCCUGUUCCCCUCCAUGCUGUCCCCAAGAGACCCGCCGGUCUUGACUCGACUUCACCGACCAUCGCGCUGGCUUCUCGGGAAUCAUGAAAACGUGGUUGCAGGAGCCCGUCCUCGGUUUGUUCCUGUGGGGGCUCGCGUUCACUCUACCGCGGCCCCUCGGGGCAGGGACGCCCAUGAACAGCAGCCCGGAUGCGGGGACGACCUCGGUUUACUCUCCGAGCGGCACAGAUGAAGCGAGUAACGCGGAGUACCGGUUCACUUCCACUUCACCCAACGGUGAGAGUUCAAGCCCAUCCCAAGAGGACCUGCUGCUCGUACAAUCUGCGGACACUGAGCAAACCCAAACCCUAAGAGAAACAAGUACCAGGGUGCUGGAGACUAUUCGUGGGUCCACUGAGCCAUUCACCUCCACCCUAGUUGGCACGUCCUCUGAGGCCAGCAGCAGCAGCAGCAGCAGCAGCCGAGACUGGAGGGAUGCCUUACGAACCCAAAACCUUCCAUACGCCUCUGCUGGUGCGUCCAACACAGCGAUGUUGUCCUGGAUGUCGACAGAGGACUCGAGCCUGUUCGGGAGCAGCCCGGAUUCCCAUCUAAGAGACACUGUGCCUUACCCUUCGCAGACCCAAGUCCUCACAGACAGCAUCUUCACCUCGACCACUAUCAGCCGGGCUGGAGAGCGGACUCUGCUGUCUGUCACCUCCUCUUCCUCCAACAACAUUACCUCCUCGUCCUCAAUAUUUACAGAGGGCUCCAGCUCUCAUCAACCGCCCUCGACUUGGAGUAUUCCAUUAACCGGACAAGCGGAGACCGAGGACUACACCCACAGUGCACCUUCUACCAGGAGGGAAGAAACCAGCGAUCACUCACUCACUCAGUCGUCAUUUCCCAAGACUUCCAAAGGAACCCAAACCCUUGUUGGACCUUCCAAUGCCACUGAGCAUCAACAAAUGUUAACCUCAGAGGCCACAUCACACUCAACACCCAGGAUGUCCAGCACCCACCAAUUCGAUGAAUCCUCCCCAUCUACACCUCCGGUUGUACCACCUGUUAGGAGCCCCACCCGCAUGUCCUACCAGGAGUCCAGCGUGGAACCCUCCACUGAAUCUUCUACCAGAACCACCAGCCUCAGCACACAAAGCCUCAGCCACAGCACAGAGGAGAGAUCAUCCAAGAGUGAGGAGGAAAGUGUGGGCUUUAUUUUCACCACAGCUCCCCCACUGAUGAGUAGCACGACUAACCUGUAUGAUGCCCGCAAGGAAUCAACUGAGGUCUUCAUUACCGCCACAACAGGCACUAUUACUGAAAGAUCUGAAAUAACAGAGGAGGAUACAAGUACAUCAACUGUGCCUACGAGUAGCCCUCUGCUGCUAACCACCUCAUCUUCCAGGCUCAGUACCACAACCAUUGUCUCCACUCCAGAGACUCCCACACAGACAAUCAUCCCUUCCUUACCCUGCACAACUCGUGCUCCCACCCUGGCUCAGCAAAGCUCUGCAGCCCCUGCUGCUCCCGUCUCCAACACCAGCCGAGCCCCCUCAACACCAACCGGGAUCGCCAACCCUACAGUCAUCUCCACCUCAAGGGUUGAAACGAGCACAAGGACUCAGGGUGUCACCAUGCAGACUCAAAGUCGAAAUACUGCCCCUCCUUCCACCCACAGCAGCCCAAAAAGGAGCACAGAGGCUCUGUACACCACUCACAAACAAACAGACAGAGUAACCACAGAGGGAGUGACCACAACAACACCCAUUCAUGUCCUAUCCACUAAGGCAGCUCCAACAACGGCAGACCUUUGUGCGUCAAAGCGAUGUAUGAACGGAGGAACAUGCAUAACUUAUGAGCGGCGUCAGGUCACCUGCCGGUGUCAACAGGCCUGGACGGGGCCAACUUGCAACCAGGAUAUAAAUGAGUGUGAGAAGGACCCCUGUCCUGUUGGCUCCAGAUGUGUAAACACAAGGGGUUCCUUCACUUGUGAGUGUCCACUGGGCUUUGACCUUGAGGAUGGCCGCAUGUGCACCAAAGUAAAGACGUUUUUGGGAACAUUCAGUGUGAACAGAGUUUCACAUGACCCUAACAUCUUCAGCAGUGCCACCCUGCAUGAGAUCCAGAGGGAGAUCAUUCAGCUACUAAACACCUCCUUGUCCCACCUCAGAGGUUACAGCCACUCCACUCUCAGGAAGAAAGAACAGGAUGGCGUUCAUAUAUCGGCCAUCAACAUGUUCUCCAGCUCCUCCCAUGUGACCAGUGCUGAGGUCUACAACAGUGUCCAGAACUCCCUGAAAAAUUGCACCUCUUCACAGUCUCACUGCCAUGUGAUGCUUCACUACCAACUCACUUAUCACGUGGAAAGUCUCUGUGUGGCCCAGAAGGUUCUGUGCAACCCUGAACGUUCCACCUGCUCCGAUGUCAGCGGCACUGCCCAAUGCAAAUGUCUACCAGGUUAUUACAAACAUAACCUUGAUGACCUGUCCUGCUUAGAAUGUGGGGAUGGCUACAAGCUGGAUAAUGGCACCUGUGUUCCGUGCACGUUUGGAUUUGGAGGGUUCAAUUGUGGAAAUUUUUACAAGCUAAUCGCGGUUGUUGUGUCGCCUGCGGGGGGCGCCCUGCUCCUUAUCCUCAUCAUUGCUCUUAUCGUCACUUGCUGCAAGCGGGAUAAGAAUGAUCUGAACAAGAUCAUCUUCAAGAGUGGCGACCUGCACAUGUCUCCUUACGCCGACUUUUCCAAAAGCAACCGCAUCUCCAUGGAGUGGGGCCGGGAGACCAUCGAAAUGCAAGAGAACGGCAGCACCAAGAACUUGCUGCAGAUGACUGACAUUUAUUAUUCUCCCGCCUUGCGAAACUCUGAUCUGGAGAGAAAUGGCUUGUACCCGUUCUCAGGUCUCCCAGGGUCUCGCCACUCAUGUAUCUAUCCGGCCCAGUGGAACCCAUCCUUCUUAAGUGACGAUUCACGUCGCAGAGACUACUUCUAACCUGGAACGCAAACACGCACACAUUGUCACAAACAAUCGUCACUAAUAAUAGGUGACAUUCAGCAGGCGAGAAUCAUGUUAUGAUAUGUGACUUAAUACAGAGCUGAACAAAGUGUUGGCACAUUCUCAAAUUAUUAUUAUUAAAGUGUUGGCCUCACAGUUCUGAGGACCUGGGUUCAAUCCCAGCCCUCCCUGUGUGGAGUUUGCAUGUCCUCCCCGUGCCUGCGUGGGUUUUCUCUGGGCACUCCGGUUUCCUCCUUCAUCCAAAAAACAUGCAUUAAUUAGAGACUCUUAAGUUGUUCUUAGGUGGGAUUGUGAGUGUAAAUGGUUGUUUCAAGGUGCCCUGCGAUUGGCUGGCAACCAGUUCAGACUGUACCCUGCCUCCUUCCUGAUGGCAGGAGGUGACAACUGGUCACAACUGGUUGGGUGAUUCUCAUAACCAAUAACUAAAAUCAACCGUUUUCUCUAACUGGCAGAGCGUUUUUCCACAUCCUCUUGAGAGAUAUUUUGGCCCACUCUUCCCUUCACAAUUGUUUUAAUUACGCAAUGAAUGAUGAUUUUUUUUUUAAAUCCUGAACGACAUUUUUUAAGGUCAUGCCAAAGGAUUUACAUUUAAUACCAAUUCUCAUUUUGACAAAGCCCCUCCAAAACUGUCAUGUUUUUUUUUUUAGCAUAGUCAUUCAGUUUUUAUUUGUCCUCCUGCAGAACUGAAGUGUGCUUCACAGUCACAAACUGAUGGCUGAACAUUCU
Molecule: messenger RNA, 3848 nt
Organism: Syngnathoides biaculeatus (alligator pipefish)
Lineage: Eukaryota; Metazoa; Chordata; Actinopteri; Syngnathiformes; Syngnathidae
Gene: heg1
Product: heart development protein with EGF-like domains 1
Exons: 14
Coding region: 213-3098 (961 amino acids)
Molecular function (GO): calcium ion binding
Source: RefSeq, a predicted model, not a curated record